Haemonchus placei is the source of this 741-nucleotide messenger RNA. The record is from the annotation of a GenBank genome assembly. NCBI's taxonomy places the organism in Eukaryota, Metazoa, Nematoda, Chromadorea, Rhabditida, Trichostrongylidae.
AUGUAUGGGGACGAAACUAAGCUGUUAGAUCAUUUACAACUGCGCUUAGAGAGAGCUCAGGCAGAAAGUCCAACCCUUGAGGGACAACGAAGUCUCCUCAAGUAUAUAUGGCCCACUGUGACCCAGUUGGAGAAACGAGGCGUUUCACUCAACGGGUCGUUCAUAACUCGAAAGAUACUAUCCAAAUUCCAACCGGAAAUCCAACGGAAAGUCCUCGAACAUCGCUUGAAGAGCUCAACGACUGAGCGCACAUGGAUCAUGCAGGACUUACUGAAGGACUUGGAUCAGGUAAUAGAAACUGAGGAACAAAUAAGAUACAUGAUGCGGAGAACCAACAACUCCAACCACACAGGUAUAAAAGGUGGUGGUGCCGAAAAUGGAACCAAGCAUGCGCAGAAAGGAAACACAUUCUGUAUUUUCUGCGCCAGUAGUGACCACAAAUCCCUUUUAUGCACCAAAUACGCGUCACCUGAAGAUAGGAAGAGGGUCUUCCUGGACCAAGGUAGGUGCCUGAAUUGCGGCACCCCAGGCCAUUUCACAAAAGCUUGCACUAAGGAAGGGUGCAGAUUAUGUGAUGGCAAGAAGCACCACCAUACAUUGUGCCCGGCAAAGAUGAAGUCAUCUUACAUGCCACAAAUGCGACCAGAAUAUCGCAAGAAGGAGUUUAACACAAUUCCAACUGUAACGGAUGCGCAGAAGCGCAACAGUCACAGUGGCACAGGGAGGCCACAAUCCAAGUAA